Molecule: messenger RNA, 4122 nt
Organism: Pichia kudriavzevii
Lineage: Eukaryota; Fungi; Ascomycota; Pichiomycetes; Pichiales; Pichiaceae
Exons: 1
Coding region: 1-4122 (1373 amino acids)
Biological process (GO): transmembrane transport
Cellular component (GO): plasma membrane
Molecular function (GO): ABC-type xenobiotic transporter activity; ATP hydrolysis activity; ATP binding
Source: RefSeq, a predicted model, not a curated record
AUGGCAGUGCGUACGCUCUUCUCCACAAGGCAUGUCUCACAUGUCAAAUAUUCCAAUGAGGACGUCGAAAGAAGAACAGCCAAUGACCCCCUUGUUCUUCCUCAAAAGAGACUCUUGACCCCGCUCCUAUUGGACAAACGGCCUCCCCCGAUUCCUACAGAAGAUGAACGGAUCGAGUUCCCCUUCAGAAACACCAACUUGUUCUCAGAGACCUUCUUUACGUGGUGCUUGCCCCUAAUGAGAACCGGAUAUCGGAGAACCGUUCAAAGUGAAGAUCUAUACAAAAUUCCACGGGGGUCGACCUAUGACGUUGAAAGAAGGACCCAGAUAUUUAUGGACCAUUUCAACAAGCUCAAGGAUACUGUCGAAAGGGAGUUUAUGCGGAAACAUUCCAUUGAAGAUACGCCGACAAAUAGAGAAGCUCUCCCAUCUUUGGGGAUCAAAUAUCCUCCAUAUCUUGUAUUGCUGGCCUUAUACAAGACAUAUGCAUGGAAUUAUACCCUGGCAGUUGUUUGUAAAGGAUUGGGAGAUUUCACACUUGGAAUGAACACCUUACAAAUUAGGCAUUUGAUCGAAUAUGUCCAUAACAAGGCCAAUGGUAUCCCACAAUCGAAAAAUGGAUACGGCUUGGCAGUCGGUGUAUCUUGUUUGGUGUUCUUCUUUGGUAUUGUCAUGGCACGUGCCUUCAACGACUCCUCCUUUGUAGGUGCCGAAAUUAAGGGCGUCUUGACCAAAGUAUUACUUGAUAAAUCUUUUAGAUUGAGUAAAAAAUCGAAGACUAACUUCCCCGCAUCUACUAUUACUGCAUAUUUGGGUAACGACUUGUCCAAAAUAGACUUAGCCACCAAUUUCUUUCCCUUCAUUGUAUGUCUCCCCAUUGGUAUCGGUAUCACAGUCACCCUAUUGGCUAUAAAUUUAGGUGGCGCCGCAUUGUCCGGUAUUGCUUGGUUCAUUAUUAUUACAGCUUGUAUUUUUUAUUCAACCAAAUUUCUCAUGGGAUGGAGAAAAUCUGUUAAUGUUCAAACAGAUGCCCGUGUGAAACACAUCAAAGAAGUUCUUAAUAACGUUAAAAUGAUUAAAUAUUAUGCUUGGGAAAAACCAUUCACCAAAAUCAUCACUAGGCUACGUACUCAAGAAAUGAAAAUUAUGCUAAAAGUCCAAUUUUUCAGAAAUUUGGUUAAUGGUUUUGCGAUUACGCUACCUUCAGUUUCAGCGUUAAUUGGUUUUCUAUCGAUGUAUGGCCAAAGGGGCGGUUUGGAAAGCUCUUCCAAUUUGUUCUCCUCGGUUACCUUGUUCAAUAUAUUGACUGGUCAUGUGGCGUUGUUGCCUACUGCUCUAACUUCAGCAAGUGAUGCCUGGAUCGCUUUCACUCGUGUUCAGGUAUUCUUAUUGGCAGCGGAGGAGAAACCAGAUGACUUGUAUAAUAAACAUGGGUUUAAUCCAGAAAACCCUGCCAUUCACAUUAAUAAUGCCUCGUUUGAUUGGCUUUCAGAAGCAAAUUCUAUUGAAACAGCCAGUGAUGAUGGAGCAGAUAUAUCCACGUCGGAUGAAUCUACCAAGGAAAAAGAUGAACAUUCUGUGAAUGAUUUACAUCAUAUCAAUCUAAACAUCAAACAUGGAGAAUUUGUUGUUAUCACUGGCUCCAUUGGCUCCGGCAAAUCCUCUCUUCUAGCUGCCAUAAAUGGCGAUAUGACUCGUCUCACCGGCUCUGUCGAUAUUUCCGGUGAUAUUGUUUUGUGUGCAAACCCUUGGAUCCAGAACGCAACUGUCCGUGACAACAUCACCUUCGGACUCGACUAUGACAAGAAGGUUUACCAGGCGGUUGUCGAAUGCUGUGCUUUGCCCAGUGACUUUGAGAUCCUCCCGGCCGGUGAUAUGACGGAAAUUGGUGAACGGGGGGUCAAUCUCUCUGGUGGCCAGAAAGCCAGAAUCAACCUGGCCAGAGCAGUCUACCGGGCGUACACCAUGUCCGAGUAUAACAUCAUUAUGUUUGACGAUGUCUUGAGCGCCGUCGACGCCAAGGUUGGUAAGCAUAUUAUGCGUGAAUGCAUCUUGGGGUUGCUAUCCGGGAAGACCAGAAUCUUGGCAACCCAUCAGUUGUCUCUGAUUGGUGAAGCCGAUAGGAUCAUAUACAUGAACGGCGAUGGAACCAUUGACGUGGGGACUGAAACUGAGUUAGCUGGCCGAAACCGCAGUUUCAAGACGCUAAUGGAGUUUCAAAUGGAGGGAACAGAGCAUAAAGAGGAGGAAGUGGUGGAUGAGGACGAUGAAGACGCUGACGUUCAUGAAGAGGAGGUGGAGUUAAUCAGAAAACAGACAACCAAGAUUGAUCACGAUAAGGGGAGAACAAUUCAAGCCGAAACAAUGAAAAACAACGGAAUCCCCCUGAGUAUUUUAACUACAUAUUUUAGAUCUGGAUCCGGUAAAUUGGGAAUAAAGAUUGUUUUACCUAACUUAAUUUUAGCUAUUAUCUUCACGGCAUUUUGUAUGCUAUUUCAAAAUGUUUGGCUUUCAUUCUGGUCUUCCAGAAGAUUUGAGAGACAUGAUAAGUUCUACAUCGGUAUAUAUGUGUUUGUUACGAUCAUGUUCGUUGUAUGCUCCAUUUGGCAAUUCUCUACUAUAAUAUACGUUACAAAUAGAUCAUCAAACUUACUUAAUAUCAAGGCAAUUAACAAUAUCAUGCAUGCGCCAAUGGCGUUCUUUGAUACCACCCCAAUGGGUAGAAUCGUUAAUAGAUUUACAAAGGAUACAGAUGUCUUGGAUAAUGAAAUUGCAGAUCAGGCAAGAAUGACGUGUUUUGGAUUCGGAAAUAUGGGUGGCAUUAUUAUCAUGUGUUGUAUUUUUUUACCGUGGUUUGCCAUCGCUGUUCCUAUCCUUGCUGUAUAUGUGGUGUGCAUCUUCAACUAUUACCAGUCAACCGCAAGAGAAGUCAAAAGAUUAGAAGGCAUAAAAAGAUCCCUUGUCUUUUCGACUUUUGAUGAGACUUUACAAGGGAUGGAUACAAUUAAACUAUAUUCAUCAAGUAAAAGAUUUAUUAACAAAAAUACAGAUUUGAUCAACAGUAUGAAUGAAGCUUACUUUUAUACAGUUGGUAUCCAGAGAUGGUUAGCAAUGGCAUUACAUGGUGUUUCUGCUUCUGUUAAUUUGAUUGUUGGAUUGUUGGCUGUAUCCAGAGUAUACCCAAUUAGUGCAGCAUCUUCGGGUUUAUUAGUCAGUUAUAUUGUCCAAUUGAGCAUGCAGCUAAUUUCGUUCACCAAAUCGCUGGGUCAGUUAGAGCAAUACAUGUCAUCAGUGGAAAGAGUGUGUGAGUAUGUGACCGAAAUACCUCAGGAAGCUCCUUACGAAAAUGAAGCAGAAGACGCAAAGAUACCGCCAAACUGGCCGGUUGGUGGUCACAUUAUAUUCAAGGACGUUUCUUUGAAGUACCGACCAGAAUUGCCUUUUGUACUAAAAAACAUGGAUCUCGAUAUACGGCCAGGUGAAAGAAUCGGUAUUUGUGGCCGAACUGGGGCUGGAAAAUCAACAAUCAUGACUGCUCUUUACCGUUUGAGCGAGAUCGAGACUGGUCAGAUGUACAUUGACGGUAUCGACAUUAGCAAAAUAGGAUUGUUCCAAUUACGGUCUCAUUUGGCUAUCAUCCCUCAAGACCCAGUUUUGUUUAGGGGUGACAUCAGAAGAAACCUUGAUCCCUUUGGUGAAACGGACGACAACGUUCUUCGAGAAGCUCUGGCGCUGGCUUCUGGGUCCUUUGACAACGACAAAUUUGCGCUCGAUACCUUUGUUGAAGAUGAUGGCUCUAACUUUUCACUUGGUGAACGCCAAGUUAUUGCUUUAUGCCGUGCAUUGAUCCGUAAGUCCAAGAUUCUCAUUUUGGACGAGGCCACAUCCAGUGUCGACUACGAGACUGAUGCUCGGAUCCAAAGCACCAUUGCUACUGGUUUCCAAGGUUGCACAAUCCUAUGUAUUGCACACCGGUUGAGGACUAUUUUGAACUACGAUAGGAUCCUCGUAAUGGACAAAGGUGAGUGCGCAGAGUUCGAUACUCCACGGGCCCUUUGGGAACAGAAUGGUAUCUUCCGUAGCAUGUGCGACAAAUCAGGCAUUGAAGAAGGCGAUCUGUAA